Molecule: messenger RNA, 981 nt
Organism: Aspergillus puulaauensis
Lineage: Eukaryota; Fungi; Ascomycota; Eurotiomycetes; Eurotiales; Aspergillaceae
Exons: 2
Coding region: 1-981 (326 amino acids)
Molecular function (GO): lyase activity
Source: RefSeq, a predicted model, not a curated record
AUGUCUUCUGCUGCAGGCUGUUCCUCAGUGGCGUCGUCAAAGACCCCAGCACCACACCCAAACGGCGCGACCACCCAGGUCGAGUUCGGAGGUCAGAAGGUCGAAGUCCCCAAAGAUGGCUACUACGACCGCUACCGUAUGAACCCGAAUCUGGACGAGGUAGCCCGCGAUCCAGCUGUCGGACCCGACAUCGACUUCUUUAGGAAUAUCCCAAAGAAGCUGGUCGACUCGAGGGUCGGUCAGGUAUACGCACCCAACUUCUAUUAUCGCACUAGCAGUGUCCAGCUGGUCUUCCUCGCGCCCCUUAGCCACUUAAAGCCUAAGCUUCCGUCACCCUUGGAGCCCAUCACAGCGUUGCCAGGUUACGGGUUGGUGGCAUUGACAUUUUACUCGUACCGCGUCUGCGACAAUGAUCCUUACAAUGAGGUCUCGAUUGCCAUUAUUGUCCGCCAGCCGGGUAAAGAUAGCUACAGUACGACUCAACUGCUUAGCUCUAUACGGAACCGAACAUUCUAUGGAUACGUGUUGGCUCUACCGGUCGAUACCGAGAUCGCUCGGGUACGAGGUGUAUACGGAUACCAAUUGCCCAAAUGGCUCGCCAACAUCAACCUGGAGAUAGAUGAUGAUCACAACAUCAAGGCCAACACCACCGAGACAGACGGGACACCCGAUUUGAAGCUGGAGGUACCCCUUCCGGCGCUGAAGACUAUCCCGUCGCAAUCCGCGAUAGCGACCAACAACGCGAUCAACAAGAUCGACGGGAAAUGGUACCAGGUAGCCGUCCAGGCGAACCCACUCGUGGCGGCACAAUGCUUUUUCCCUCGUAACGUCAAGCUCUCUAGGAGUGAUGAUGGUCCGUUGAGUAAGCUUCUCAAUGAACUGGGCGUUGGGACUAUCCUGCGGAUGGACGUCCUCAAGGAUGCGCAGAUGGUUUUGAAUAUGCCUUCACCAUUAGGGGCGUUCGAUAAUGUCAGUUGUUGA